AUGCAUUCAUUUGUUGAUGAAAAUAACAAUAGUAAACAAAAUUGGAGUCAAAAUUCAGAUUUAUCACAUGGAUCAAAUCUUUCAUCAACAACAAUUCAGUCAAUUCCAGUGGAGAAUAAUCAACUUGUCGAUAUUGACGCAACUGUCAAUGUUGUUGAACAACCGUUUAAGAAACCACGGUUAACUAAUCUGACCAGUCUAGAUUCAUCACCAUCUAAACGAGGUAGACCUAGUUUAUCAAAUAUUAUUCCAAUGAUUAAUAAUCAAACUGUUGCUUCACCAUUGGCUUCAUCGUCGUCUUCUUAUGCAAAUUCGUCAGUUACGGUAUGUCAAGAAGGUGUAGCAGCUGAUUGUGGAGGUGAGCAGCGUCUAACACGUACUGUUUUGCUGGAUGACGAAGAACCAGAAGAAGAAGAUGAUGAUGAAGAAGAGGAAGAUGACGACGAUGAAGAGGAGGAGGAUGAAGAUGAUGCUGGGACUGUACUUGGUGAUGCAGACAGUGAAUCUGUUGUUAGUGAAAUUAUAUCUCCUGUACUACAACAAGAGAAAGAGGCAAGAAAAAUUGAAGAUCGUAAACUACUUGCUUUGUUAGCGCAUUUUGAUGAAGAACAACUAAAUCGUUUUGAAACAUUUCGAAGGGCUACCUUUGCCAAAGCUGCAGUAAGACGUCUGGUACAAUCGGUCACCUCAUCUUCAGUUUCACAAAAUGUGGUUAUCGCUAUGGCUGGUUUAACUAAAGUUUUUAUUGGUGAGCUAGUUGAAGAAGCCUUAAGUUAUAAAGAACGAUUAGGUGAAAGUGGACCAUUAAAACCGAAACACAUAAGAGAAGCUCAUCGUAUAUUAUCCGAAGAGGGGAGAUGUUGUACAGAAGCUCCUGAAAAUCCUCUUUUAUAA
Molecule: messenger RNA, 894 nt
Organism: Heterobilharzia americana
Lineage: Eukaryota; Metazoa; Platyhelminthes; Trematoda; Strigeidida; Schistosomatidae
Source: the annotation of a GenBank genome assembly